AGUAUAGUGAAUUGCCUAUGGUGGAUGGACAAAACGAAACGAAUUUGUCAAAUCAUCCCAGCUUACAAAAAGAAUUUAGUUUGUAACAAGAAAAAGGGAUCGCUGUGUAUUCGAAAAAGUUAAAACAGAAAUUAAACCAAAAUGAAUAUCACAUCAGCUGCAGGGAUUAUAUCCCUGCUCGACGAACCGAUGCAUGAAGUGAAAGAGUUUGCGUUGAAACGAUUGGACAAUAUCGUCGAUCAAUUUUGGCCUGAAAUUUCUGAAUCGAUAGAGAAGAUCGAGAUCCUGCAUGAAGAUAAAGUGUUUUCGCAACACCAGCUUGCAGCAUUAGUGGCCAGCAAGGUGUACUAUCAUUUGGGUGCGUUUGAGGACUCAUUGACGUACGCACUUGGUGCUGGUGACUUGUUCGACGUAAAUGCAAGAAAUGAAUAUGUUGAUACUACAAUUGCAAAGGCAAUCGACUUCUAUACACAGAAACGUAAAGCUUUGUUCGUGGAUAACUCAGCGGAAACGAUCGACCCUCGGUUGGAAGCCAUCGUUAACCGGAUGUUCCAGCGAUGCCUUGACGAUGGACAGUAUCGUCAAGCCCUCGGUCUUGCGCUGGAAACUCGCCGCAUGGACAUCUUUGAAGAGUCCAUCAUGAAAUCUGAUGAUAUAUCAGGUAUGCUUCAGUACGCCUUCACAGUUGCAAUGAGUCUCCUUCAAAAUAGAGGUUUCCGCAGCACUGUCCUUCGCUCUCUUGUCGGUUUGUACAGAGGCCUGAAUAUCCCAGACUAUGUAAACAUGUGUCAAUGUUUAAUUUUCCUUGAAGAUCCACUGUCAGUUGCUGAAAUCCUUGACAAAUUAACCCAUGGACCACAAGAAUCUGUUCUUAUGGCAUAUCAAAUUGCCUUUGACUUGUAUGAUUCUGCCACCCAACAGUUUCUAGGCAGAGUAUUGCAAGCUUUAAGAACAACUGCACCAAUACCUAGUGCUCUUGGUGGCAAACCUCAACCACAGGGUGGACCCUUCCCAGAGUCUUCCAUGGAUGUAGAUCAGGCACUGCCAACAGAAGAAGCUAAGAAACCAGAGAGAGAUAUUGAAAGCCUGAAUGAUGAAGAGAAAGAACACCAAAAAAGAGUUGAAAAAUUAAUUUCUAUUUUAGGAGGAGAUGUAUCAAUAGGUUUGCAAUUACAAUUCUUAAUUAGGUCAAAUCAUGCAGAUAUGUUAAUUUUAAAGAACACAAAGGAUGCAAUCAGAGUUUCUAUUUGUCAUACCGCAACAGUCAUAGCAAAUGCCUUCAUGCAUGCCGGAACAACCAGUGAUCAAUUCUUAAGAGAUAACCUGGAAUGGCUUGCUAGAGCAACCAACUGGGCAAAGCUAACAGUAACAGCUUCUCUUGGAGUCAUCCAUAGAGGUCAUGAAAAUGAAUCACUAGCUCUCAUGCAGUCUUAUUUACCAAAAGAAGCUGGACCAUCAUCAGGAUACUCAGAAGGUGGUGGCUUAUAUGCGUUAGGUUUGAUUCACGCUAACCAUGGUGCCAAUAUCAUUGAUUAUCUUUUAACACAAUUAAAAGAUGCUCAGAAUGAAAUGGUGCGUCAUGGUGGAUGUCUUGGUCUUGGUCUGGCAGCAAUGGGUACUCACAGACAGGAUGUGUAUGAACAGCUUAAAUUUAAUUUGUAUCAAGAUGAUGCAGUUACUGGAGAAGCUGCAGGUAUCGCUAUGGGCAUGGUAAUGCUGGGAUCAAGGAAUGCAGCAGCUAUUGAAGACAUGGUGGCAUAUGCUCAAGAAACUCAACACGAAAAGAUCUUACGUGGUUUAGCUGUGGGUAUUUCCUUUACCAUGUAUGGAAGGCUAGAGGAAGCAGAUGCCCUUGUGCAACAACUACUGAGAGACAAAGAUCCAUUGUUGCGACGAGCUGGUUGUUAUACUAUCGCAACAGCUUAUUGUGGUACUGGGAAUAACGAUUCUAUUAGAACUCUACUGCAUGUUGCUGUUUCUGAUGUCAACGAUGACGUACGUCGUGCUGCCGUUACUGCUCUCGGAUUUUUGUUGUUUAGAACUCCUGAACAGUGUCCAUCAGUGGUGUCCCUGCUGGCAGAGUCCUACAAUCCCCAUGUCCGUUAUGGCGCUGCUAUGGCCUUGGGCAUUGCAUGCGCCGGUACUGGUAACCGUGAAGCCAUCGGUCUUUUAGAGCCCAUGGUCAAAUUUGAUCCCGUAAACUUUGUAAGGCAAGGAGCCUUGAUCGCCUCUGCAAUGAUACUUAUUCAACAAACUGAGACACUUUGCCCGAAAGUUACUUAUUUCCGCCAACUAUACGCCCAAGUUAUCUCCAACAAACACGAAGAUGUCAUGGCUAAAUUUGGAGGCAUUUUAGCUCAAGGUAUCAUUGAUGCAGGUGGACGUAAUGUCACCGUAUCCCUUCAGAAUAGAACUGGACAUAUGAAUAUGUUGGCUGUAGUGGGUAUGCUAGUUUUCACUCAGUACUGGUAUUGGUUCCCUCUGGCUCAUUGCUUCACAGAAAGCUCCAGCAGCAGCAGCGCCACAACCUCAACUACUUCUAAAAUGGAAGUUGACGACGAAGAAAAGAAACCAACGAAAUCACCCAACCCUAACAUAACUGUUCAUGGUAAAUCUGACAAGGAUGCUGGAACAUCAAAGGAAGUUAAGAAGGAAGAAAAAGAAGGUGAUGAAAAAGAGGCUAAAGAAAAGAAGGAACCAGAGCCUAACUUUGAGAUUUUGAGCAAUCCUGCAAGGGUUGUGAGGCAACAACUUAAAGGCAUUACUGUUGUUGAAGGAUCUGGAUUCAUACCCUUGAAGGAUGUUACAAUUGGAGGUAUUGUGAUGCUCAACCAUUCUGGUGAUGUGGAACAAGUUCUUGUGGAGCCAGUUGCGGCUUUCGGCCCUAAGACCGAAGAGGAGAAAGAACCCGAGCCCCCAGAACCCUUCGAGUACUUAGAUGACUGAUAUUGUCUCUUCACUUAAAUUUCUUCAUGUUACUAGCGAUAGGACCACGUGAAUCAUAAAUGUAUUGAACAAGUUUAUAUAACAACAUAAAAUAUUAUUAAAGUACAUAGUAACUGGAAAUUA
Papilio polytes (common Mormon) is the source of this 3069-nucleotide messenger RNA. It is a transcript of the gene Rpn2, whose product is annotated as 26S proteasome non-ATPase regulatory subunit 1. Gene Ontology annotation, biological process: regulation of protein catabolic process; proteasome-mediated ubiquitin-dependent protein catabolic process. The coding region runs from base 142 to 2946 and encodes 934 amino acids. NCBI's taxonomy places the organism in Eukaryota, Metazoa, Arthropoda, Insecta, Lepidoptera, Papilionidae. Gene Ontology annotation, molecular function: enzyme regulator activity. The transcript is spliced from 3 exons. The record is from RefSeq and is a predicted model, not a curated record. Gene Ontology annotation, cellular component: proteasome complex; proteasome regulatory particle, base subcomplex; proteasome storage granule.